Molecule: messenger RNA, 1131 nt
Organism: Chenopodium quinoa (quinoa)
Lineage: Eukaryota; Viridiplantae; Streptophyta; Magnoliopsida; Caryophyllales; Amaranthaceae
Product: GTP-binding nuclear protein Ran-3-like
Exons: 7
Coding region: 325-900 (191 amino acids)
Biological process (GO): protein import into nucleus; ribosomal subunit export from nucleus
Cellular component (GO): cytoplasm; nucleus
Molecular function (GO): GTPase activity; GTP binding
Source: RefSeq, a predicted model, not a curated record
CGCUAGUCGCAACUAGUUUUCUAGUGGCAAGGUAUAAAUAUGAUAAACACAAAGAUAUUAUUUGUGCGUUUGAAGAACGCGGGAUACAAUCUUCAUAGGCCGAAAAAAAAAAAAAAAAAAAAAAAAAAAAAAAAAAAAAAAAAAAAGAUUACGAAUCCAAAAUUGGGGACAAACAAUAAAAAGGUUGAAUCUCCUUAAAAACAGAAGAUUGAAACAUAAUAGUGCGUGAAAUUGAAGCCAACCUUAGUCAUUCUAUAAAUACAAAUAAUCCCCCUCUUUUUCUCUCCAUCUCACCCUUCUCUCUUAUCAAUUCCGCCGUUUACAAUGGCUUUACCUAAUCAGCAAACUGUUGAUUAUCCUAGCUUCAAGCUUGUUAUUGUCGGCGAUGGCGGCACUGGAAAAACUACUUUUGUUAAGAGGCAUCGUACUGGGGAGUUUGAAAAGAAAUAUGAACCAACUAUUGGUGUGGAGGUACAUCCAUUGGAUUUCACCACAAACCUUGGCAAAAUAAGAUAUUAUUGUUGGGAUACUGCUGGGCAGGAGAAAUUUGGAGGCCUUAGAGAUGGUUACUAUGUCUGUGAAAAUAUUCCCAUUGUUCUCUGCGGAAACAAAGUUGAUGUGAAGAACAGGCAAGUGAAGGCAAAACAGGUUACAUUUCAUAGGAAGAAGAAUCUGCAGUACUAUGAGAUAUCUGCAAAGAGCAACUAUAACUAUGAGAAGCCCUUCUUGUACCUUGCUCGGAAGCUAGCUGGGGACCCUAAUCUUGUCUUUAAAGAGGAGGUUGCUCUUGCCCCGCCUGAAGUAGAGAUUGACUUGAUCGCGCAACAACAGAAUGAAGCAGACCUUGCUCAAGCAGCUAUGCAGCCAUUGCCUGAUGACGAUGAUGAUACAUUUGAGUAGUGGCCAGGCUCUGAGAAUCGCUGUUUAUUAGUAGAUUUGUUCAUUUGGGGUGUGUACCUUUUGAAGAACACCAAACUUGGUUUAAACACAUUCAUGUCUAUAACUCUUAUCAGCUACUAGCUAGAUAUAUCCUACUCGAUUUAUAUUUUUUAAGUUUUACAGAUUAUAUUGUUGAUAAUUUGAUAUUGUUAUUGGAGAGGUUUAUUAAUUAUAAGUACAAUUUAUCCUUUC